This is a messenger RNA of Aspergillus saccharolyticus JOP 1030-1, 5257 nucleotides long. RefSeq lists its product as uncharacterized. Lineage: Eukaryota; Fungi; Ascomycota; Eurotiomycetes; Eurotiales; Aspergillaceae. The transcript has 14 exons. Bases 1 to 5169 code for a protein of 1722 amino acids. Gene Ontology annotation, biological process: error-prone translesion synthesis; double-strand break repair via homologous recombination. Gene Ontology annotation, cellular component: zeta DNA polymerase complex; nucleus. The record is from RefSeq and is a predicted model, not a curated record. Gene Ontology annotation, molecular function: DNA-directed DNA polymerase activity.
AUGGCACGCGACAAUGAGCUGGUCUCGCUCGCCUCCUUCGGGGAGGAUCUCAUCGCCAGCGGCAACUUCGCCUCCCUAAGUAGCCUCGACAUCUUCGCGGCCUCGACCGACCAGAAAGCGCGCAGCCACCUCACCGUCGCCCCGGAUGUAUCCACCACCACGCGAGCUAAACCAAUCUCCAGAGUCUCCCCGUUGGCGGGCUGGACUGCAAUGUCCCGGUCCACCACGGCACACACGGAAAUCAACGACGCGCUGAUUAUCGGCGGCGCGACCGUGAAGAACGUCUCGCUGGUGGUGGGUGAGGCCCUCUCCUCGGGGGAUCCCGCGACGGGGCACGAGGGACAUGAUCUCUACAGCGAUCUGAAGGUCCUGCCUGUGCCGGUGACGGGGGUGCAGAGUGGCGGGGGUUCGCUCUUGGUCGCUCCCAUCGGAAAGACGGCCGGUCAGUCGAUGCUGCUCUUGCCAGCGGACAGUGACUCCGCGAUCACCUUCCCACAGCAGUCGAAGCCGAUUGCCCUGCCGAAUGUAGGCAAGGAGAUAGGCGCGACCAAGGGCGAGGUCGGCGCCGCGCCGGUGGAUUCGUAUGUCUUGAGCGGUGAUAUCGAGAAUUUCUUUGGGAUCAAGGGGCUCAAGGCGAAGCUGUACUCUUUCAAAAAUGAACAAACCAAGGACAAGGACGACGACAAAGACAAGCCCGUGCAGGAAAAGAUCAAGUUGGAGGACAUGGAGUCCCCACUCGCAAUCCUCUUCCCGGAGAUCGAGCAGUCGACCAUCCAGAAACUCCCCAUCAAGAACCUGGAGUUUACCUACAGCAACACCGAGAAGGAUAGUUUGUUCCCAGUGGGGCUGCGACUCGAGGGGGAUCUGGAGUUCAAAGAUGGCCUGCAGUUCGUCGCAGACGGGCUGAAGAACGUCUUCGGCAGCGACAAGGGGACAACUCUACCGUCCAAGCUGCGGAUCAGCGCUCUCAUUGCCAAGGAGAGAGACUGGAGCAAGAAGCCCAAGAUAGACGGGCUCGUGUUGCAAGCCUACGUCGAUAUGUCCUUGCCAAAGUGGGACUUUCUAGAGUUCAAAACGGCGGGUAUCGAGCUGUCGGCGAGGAGAGAAGAGAAGAAGGAUGACAAGAAGGAUGACAAGAAGGAUGGCAAAAAGGUUGACAGCACGAAGGAUGAUAAAGAAGGGAAGAAGGAGAGUGGGGAACCCGACGAUGUCUCGGAGCCUACAUCGUUGAAGGUGGCAGCCGAAGAUAACAAGUCGGAUAAAGAAAAGGACGAAAAAGACAAAAAGAAAGAAUGGAAGCUGGGCUUUGGAAUCUUUGGUAAACUGAACAUCACCAAGCUUCCCAAGUCAAAAGGAACUUUGGAAGCACGAUACUGGAUCCGCGGAGGUGACUGGAAGGAGGAGAAAAAUGACAAGAAGAAGGACAAGGACGGUAAGGACAGCAAGGAAAACAAGGACAAAAAGACCGAGAAAGGAGAUAAAGACAAGAAGGACGACAGUAACGAUGCAGGCAAGAAAACUGACAAGUCAGAAAAGAAGAUUGAACAGAAGGAUGACGGCUCUCUUGCCAAAACUAAGGACGAAGUGGUCAUUGACGUGGGCAAAUGGAAGAACUUUUGUGGCGUGGCAAAUCUGGAUAUGAAGAAAGCCCAACUGCGCGCAAGGUUUGCACCGGGAGAGUUCAAAGAAACCUGUACGCUGACUGUGUCUGGAUCCCUGGAGUUUCCCCAGGGCAGAGACAAGGAGAAGGACGACAAGGAAGACGAAGAAGAAAAGCCCAAGAAUGCUACCCUGGCGAUCAAAGGCCAGCUUUCCAGGAAAGACUACCACUUCGAUGCUAAAGUGGGAGAUUUGAAGCUCGAAUCAAUUCUCAAGAUUUAUGCGCAUAUAAACGGAGUCGAGCCCAAGGCUGAUGGGAUUAAGGACCACAAUCUGACAUUCGAGGAGUUGCAUCUCAACAUUGGCCGCAAACUGAAGAAGAAGAAGAAAGAGGAAGAGAAGCAGGACAAAAGCAAGGGAGAUGCAAAGAAGGAAGAAACGAAAGACGAAACGAAGCGAAUUGAAGAAAAGGCAGCCGAUGCAAAAGAGACGGAAACACUUCAAGCUGACGGGGAUAGCCCCGAAGACAAGCAGCUUGACGACGAAGCCAAGGCGGAGAACUCGACCACGGAAUGGGCGUUUGAGCUUUCUGGGAAAGUGAGCUUUAACGACGUCAAAAGCGUGCACGGCUUGAUCAAGAUCGAUAGCACAGGUUUAACUAUCGAAGGUGGCGUGGAGGAUUAUGAGAUCAAGGAUGCUGGUGUCACAAUCAACGAGGCCAGGAUCGAUAUCUUCAUUGGAGCCAAGCCCAAGGCAGAUAAGAAGCAGAGGGAUCAGGGCGAGAUCAAGUCUGUGGAAAACUCAACCACCGAGGCUGGUGAUGGAACAAAGGCAAUUGUCUAUAAUCGGGCGAGCAAAUUCUCCAUUCGAGGGAAGGUCACUUUCAGUGGAGUGACUGUGACCGUCGUCUUCCUUACAGAGCGCAAAGAGACCAACAAGAAGUCCAAGAAGGCUUCGGAACGCGAGUGGGUGCUCUAUGGAUUGGCCGACACAGAUCUCAGUCUUGAGGAGCUUUGUGACACGCUCAAGGGGUCUUCGAUUGGAAAGUUGAAGUUGCGCAACAUCGCUUUGAUUGCAGCAUCCGGCAAAAUUAAGACAAUCGAGGAGUUGAACACCAUGGAAUAUCCGGUUAAUAAAGGAAUCUCCCUCUGUGCCACCAUCCCUCCUCUCGACGAGCUCAACAACCUCGCCAAGCAGACCGUCGAUGGGCUGAUCCUCUGCGCGACUAUCCAGAAGGGACUGGAUCUCAAAAUCUGCUUGCCCAAGUCCAUGGAUAUACAUUUCUCCGAGACCGUCACGCUUGGCAAUAUCGGAGUCGGAAUUGAGAUCAGCAAGUCUCCUAGUCUAUCGCUGGAGGGCGUGUUGACCAUCCUGAUGGAAUCAGGUCAGGAUCCGCUGGUCCUUGAAGGAAUGGUGCGGGCAGGGUUACUCGAAGCAUCUGCGAAGAUUGCGACUAAGCAGCCCUGGGUGAAUCCCUUUAACAUCAGCAAGGAGGUCACUAUCGCAGAUUUCAGAGUCGAAAUUCUCAUCGAGUAUGCCAAAUUCCUCGAAGUGGGCCCUUCGAAACUCGGUCUCGGGGGCCAGAUCGAGGUCGGCGAUUUCCACGCUGGGGCAGACAUGGUCAUCAGCCACUUUCCCAAUGACCAGCUCAUCUCCGUCAACAUUUCCAAGGUUGAUCUCAUCGAGAUCAUCAACGUCGCCGGUAAGGUAGCCGACAUUCCUGCCCUGAGGGAGAUGCGUGGAGCCGAGCAGACAUUUGUGUUCACGGAUGCCGAGCUGUACAUCUCGACAGGAGCCACAAUCGCCGACAAAGAGUACCCUCGUGGCAUCUCAGGCGGCGGCAAGCUGACGGCAUUCGGCAAGAAGGCUGAAUUUGAGUUGGACAUUGGUGAAGUGGGUCUGGAUUUCAAAGGCGCCAUCGAUAACUUCAGCCUGGGUCCUCUCGUGGUGUCGUCGGCGAGUGGCGAACCUCGCGCCAGCAUGGUGGUACUCAUGACAAAAGAUCAGCAGGUCAUCAAGGUGGACGGCAUGGUGACAUGCUUUGGCAUUGGGUUAGUCGCUCUCGUGGACAUUCAAUUGGGAACGGAGACCCCAGUGUUCAACGCCUACAUUGCCGUGCAGUUCACCGAAGCGUUUAAGAUCAGUCUGCAGGCGACUACUAGGGACUUCAAUAGUGUCCGUGACCUGGCGAACCAGGGCCUCUACUUCCAAGCCCAGAUUGAGGGCGACCUCUUUGACAUGAUCUGUGAGAGUGUCAAGAACAUGAUCAAGACGCUCGAGAAGAUGGGCACGGAAGGCAUUGAGGCGAUGCAGAAGCUUAUCGGCGACAAGGUCGGUGAGAAGCAGGCCGAGAUGGAGAAGCUUGCCCAAGCGUUAGAGGAUGCUCGGAAACAGCUGGAGAAGAAACGCAGCGAGCGACAGAUCGAGCUGGAGAAGGAGGAAAAGAAACGAAAGGAGGCAGAGACCGAAAUCUCACGGUUACGAAACGCAGUGGCCACUGCUAAGAAGAACAAAGAAAAGGCCCAGCAAGAGCUGGAGCAGAAGGUCAAACAGGCAGAAUUAGAAAAGGAGUCUCUCAUUCGACAGAAGAGAAAGGAGUAUAGCGACAAGCUAGAAGAGGCCAAGGAAGAAGAGGCGCGCAACCGCAGAGAGCUCGAGAGACUCAAGAGAGAGCAAGCCAACAGAUACGGAACUGACUUCCUCAAGCGGGUGGAAUUGGCGAAGGGGGCCUGGUACGAGAAGCAAGCAGCCGAAGCAGAGUCGUGGAAGGCAGUGCAAUGGGUUUAUCAGCAGAAGUGCAACGCCAAUGCCGGAAGACUCGAGGCAGCCAAAGCAGCCCACGAAAUCGUGAAAGCAGCCACUGACGUCUACCAUGAAACAGCCAAGGGAUUCGACGCCACAAUCAACUCUGAUGCCUUUCAAAGUCUCGUCAAGGGUAUUGAGACAGCAGCGGAAGCCGUCGAGAAUGCUGCCAAGGGCGUAGACAACCUUCUUCAAGGUGGCGGAGUCGACGGGUUCAUCAGGGCAUUUGUCGACACGGAAAACAGAAAGAUUCAAGCAGCAAUUGACAACCUCCGGGCACUGCAGGACGAGAACAGCAAGUAUCAGAAGGCAAUUCGCGAGGCACAAGCCAAGCUCGAUGCAAACGGGCCGAAUCUCGUGGCCGAUAUCCGAGCAGCGGACGAAGCUAUCACGCGCAUCAAGGAAGACGCGGAGCUGGCAAAGCUCCAACGUGAGUACAAUUACAAGCUGAAGGUUCAUGAAGAAGUGCACAACACCAUUGAGCAGAUGCAGGCGGGUCUCGAGGCGCUCAAAGAGGACUGGCAGAGUGGAAUGAAGAAGCUGCAGGAUGUGGUGAACGAGAUCCAGAAAGCGAUUUCGUCGGUCUUCCAUAUCGAGAAGAUUAUGGUCGGAGUGCACACCCAUGCUCUGGUCAAGGAUGAACCACUUGCCUUCAAGUUCUACGGAACUGUGGCUGGUCGAAAGUUCGAGGUUGAAGCCGAGUGGUCACCGAAUAGAGCAAUUGGCGACCUGUACAAGCAGGUCACGAACGAAAUCCUGAAGUUAUAGAGGAGGUUGCAUUUGAGACCUGCAGUGAAUAUCGCUAGAUAUGCAGUCUUGUACGCAUUGUUCGUGAACAUGUGCGACGACGUCGAAG